Messenger RNA from Drosophila elegans, 2160 nucleotides. Its product is annotated as putative odorant receptor 69a. Gene Ontology annotation, molecular function: odorant binding; olfactory receptor activity. The record is from RefSeq and is a predicted model, not a curated record. The transcript is spliced from 4 exons. Gene Ontology annotation, biological process: sensory perception of smell; detection of chemical stimulus involved in sensory perception of smell. Gene Ontology annotation, cellular component: plasma membrane. The coding region runs from base 1 to 2160 and encodes 719 amino acids. NCBI's taxonomy places the organism in Eukaryota, Metazoa, Arthropoda, Insecta, Diptera, Drosophilidae.
AUGCAGUUGCACGAUUAUAUGAAGUAUAUAGACCGAGGUUGCUGGAUGGGGCUUAUACCACGAUACCAAUGGUCAGGACGUCCCACGGAUAGAAAACCAUACAGGUUGGAACAAAAGGCCCUGUUCGUACUUGCGGUCAUUUGUGCAAUGUACCAGAUUUUCGGAGUGAUUAUCUAUUGGUAUCGAAACGGACGGUUGGCAGAGGAUACAAGUACGUUCGUCACCGAAAUUUCGGAAAUGUGCGGAUCUCUAAUGCUAACCACAGUGGGAUUUGGCAAUAUAUAUGCCCUCAUAAAGCCCCGGAAUCUGAUCGAAAAUAUGUUUGAGGAGCUCGAGGAGAUAUAUCCCAGCCAAAGCGACGAGCACUAUCGCUGCCAGCUCUACUACGACUUGGCUAUGGCUAUAAUGAAGAUUGAGUUCAUGUUCUACAUGGUCUUCUACGCAUACUACAAUAGUGCCCCAGUUUUGUUGCUGCUCUGGGAGAACCUGCAGGAGGGACAGGAACUGAGUUUCAAGACGCAGACCAACACUUGGUUUCCCUGGAAAGUCCAUGGCUCAGCACUUGGAUUCGGAGGGGCUGUACUGUGCUUAAUCCUGGGUUCGUUUGUGGGCGUGGGCUUUAGCAUAGCCACUCAGAAUCUUAUCGUCAUAUUUACAUUUCAACUAAAACUGCACUAUGACGGCUUGGAGAGUAAGUUACUUCACCUGGACUCUCGCCAGCCCAAUGCAAAUCAACAGUUGAGGGAUCUGAUUGCCUAUCACUCGCGCAUCCUUCACAUCGGGGACCAAUUCAAUCACAUCUUGAACUUCGUGUUUGGGACCAGUCUGGUUGGUUCUACAAUUGCCAUUUGUAUGUUGAGCGUGGCUAUUUCGCUACUCGACGCGGCCUCCGCCAUCAAGUAUGUGAGUGGUCUGACUGCAUUUGUCCUCUACCACUUCGUCAUCUGCUACAUGGGCACAGAGGUCACUUUCGCUUACCAAAUGCAGUUGGAGGACUUUAUGAGAUAUCCAGACCUAGUCUGUUGGGUGGCCCAACUGCCCAGAAUCGAGUGGAGCGGAAGAAGAUGCAGAGUCAAUCGCACUCUAGCCCAACGCUUUUUCUUCUGGUUUGGUGCCCUUAACUUAGUAUAUCACAAUAUUGGAUUGAUCAUGUGCGCGCGUUUUGUUGAUGGAAGUGCAAUGGACCCGUUUGAAUAUGUUUCGGAGCUGACAGAUAUUGGUGCCAUGCUUGGUUUUACCACCAUGGGCACUUUAAACUUAUGGAAGAUAAUGAGGUGUAAGCCAGAGAUUGAGAAAUUGAUGGAAGAGUUUGAGGCGCUGUUUCAACAAGCCAAAAAGAGGUCAUAUCGUAUUCAGCACUACUACGAGGCGCAUACGCGACUUAUAAAAAAAUCCGUCAGAUUUUAUGCCCCAAGUAUUUGCUACUACAAUUUACUGCCAAUUAUUCUCAUGGUUGUGGAACUAUUGACAGACAAUAAGCAGUUAAGUUAUCGAAUUCAGAGCAGUGCCUGGUAUCCCUGGAAGGUUCAUGGAAGUUUUUCUGGAUUUUUUGCUGCCGUUGUGUGUCAAGCCUUUUCGUGCCAGAUCGACUUGGGUAUCAUCAUUUUUACCCAGUUUUUGAUAUCCUUCUUCGGCAUCCAGCUGGAAAUUCAAUUUGAUGGAUUGGCCAGGCAGCUGGAAGCCAUCGAUGCCCGUCACCCAGCAGCCAAGGAGCAGUUGAAACAUCUCUUAGCAUACCACAUUAAAUUGUUCAAUUUGGCGGACAGAGUGAAUCACUCGCUAAACUUUACGUUCUGUGUGAGCUUCACGGUAUCGAUCCUGUCCAUGUGUUUUCAGGGCAUUUCCGUGAUCAUGGGGGACUUAGGCCCGGCCCUAAAACAUAUGCUAGGACUUUUCGUCUUCUUGGUAUACAAUUUUUCCAUUUGUCGCAAUGGUACGCACAUCAGUAUUGCGAGUGACAAAGUAAUGCCAGCUGCUUUCUAUAACAAUUGGUAUGAGGGCGAUCUGGCUUAUCGGAAAAUGAUUCUCAUUUUAAUGAUACGUGCUACGAAGCCUUAUAUGUGGAGAACCUACAAGCUGGCACCUGUAUCCAUUACUACCUAUAUGGCUACGUUGAAGUUAUCUUAUCAAAUAUUUACCUGCGUGCGCUCCUUAAAAUAA